AUGGAGUUGGCUGUAUUGGACAAAGGAGAGUACCAACUUCGUCCAGAGUUCCGCCACCUAGUUGUCACAGGCGACAAAUGGGCCAAGAUGACAAACGACCAGAGAAAAGAAGCCCUCUCGCGCGUUCACCACCUUGGUCUUCAAGAAACUUCUCCUAACAGUGUAGCCUCUGUGAACAAAAAGUUAGUGGAAGGUGAGUCUGCUGUUUUCCAGCAGAUUCUUUCUGCUGAGGUAGACUGGAUUAUCCCAGACGUUUUAUAGCUCAUUGCGCACAAAGGAGAAGCAUUGUUAAAGGAAGGAAAAGUAACAGAGUUACUGGCAGCCUCAGCAUAAGACACCCUCAUCAUUCCCUCAAAAUCAAAGCCCACGAAGCCGCAUAUCAUCAUUGUAAGAAACAUUGAGACGUCCCACGCGAGAACAAUUCCGUAACGAGAGAUAUUGCUUUGUUUGUACAGUGCAGAAGUGAUUUUGUUGAUUGACGGACACGCGAGCCAAGUAAUAUAAUCACAUGUACAUAAUAGAUUUUGAUCAGUACCUUUUUGAAGCGAAGACGAGUGGUUAUGCGAAGUUACGAAGUUUAGGUUUUUACGAUACGAAUUAGAUGUUGUUGUAGUAAGUACGAAUCAAUAAAAGGAAUCAAGAAAUUACGUCUCGAAGUUUACAAUAAUCGUCGUGUACCCUAACGGAAAGGUAGCCUGUAAGGACUGCCAAGGGUACUCCGCGUCCUAUUUGCGUGCUCAUGCUGUCGCAGCGUCAUUAAAAAGAGGAACCCUUGAGACAUAUUUGAAGUGGCUGGUGGCUAACAAGCGUAAGACUGGUAGGCUUAACUACAGCAAAGCCAUCACCUUUGGAAUGCCAGCUGGAAGAGGCAGGAAGGUAGAACGACAGCCAAGAAGCAGACGCUGCAAACAAACAACCAGUAUGGCGCUCCCACGAAACCCCUUGCCACCCGCGCCAAGUAUUGGGGCAAAUGAAUGUGAAAACUACCCGGAUGUUGCAUAAUUACAUGAAUUGUUUCUCGCACCGUGCCAGCCAAGUGUUGCCACUCAUCAAGCACAGCUGAGUCAAUUGUACCCAGCUGUGUAUAAUCCACCAGGCUUUCCUUUCAAUGGAGGACGUUUUCAUAAUCCAUACGCGUCAACAUUUCAAGCUCACACACCACAAGCUCGUUUCCAAGCGGCACCCCCUCAUCGGUCCUUGUCUAUUCCAUCAGGACCAUCGGCAGCAGCAGGAGCGUGGCACUCGGGAUUGUCGCCGCAUUCAUAUUACCGCGUGGCCUUGCCCAAAAGUAUGAAAAAUUGCUAUGGUUGCGGCGACAAUUUUUCCGAAAAAUUUCGUCAGCCACCACACAACACCGUGGUCAAGCACUUCGACCAUCGGGUGGUACGCAAGGACGAGAGCACAGGAGCGUUGGUGCACAACGCAGACUUUGCCAACACUUAUUACCAUCCCGGUCCUGUACAUAUCAUGAGAAAAAACCCUGUUUUUGACGGCCGUGUACAUAUCGACCUCAGCACCUACCACUCCCUUGACGAAGGCCAGAGGGAAAUGCUAAAAGCCUUUGGACUGAUUGUGAAUGUCGUUUUAUUCACAAUAAUUCUACAAGCAUUGAAUUAUUAUAUUUACCUUUUCGUUACAGUUCUCUAUGUCUACAGAAAACACUGCAGGAUUGUACGAUUUAGCAAUGAAAAUGCAAUGA
Molecule: messenger RNA, 1699 nt
Organism: Pocillopora meandrina
Lineage: Eukaryota; Metazoa; Cnidaria; Anthozoa; Scleractinia; Pocilloporidae
Source: the annotation of a GenBank genome assembly